Clarias gariepinus (North African catfish) is the source of this 4458-nucleotide messenger RNA. It is a transcript of the gene capn10, whose product is annotated as calpain 10. Gene Ontology annotation, cellular component: cytoplasm. Bases 543 to 2477 code for a protein of 644 amino acids. Gene Ontology annotation, molecular function: calcium-dependent cysteine-type endopeptidase activity. Gene Ontology annotation, biological process: proteolysis. NCBI's taxonomy places the organism in Eukaryota, Metazoa, Chordata, Actinopteri, Siluriformes, Clariidae. The record is from RefSeq and is a predicted model, not a curated record. The transcript has 12 exons.
UCGUGCCGUCUUCCCGGAAGUGUGCAUCUUGUUUUGGUCUGGUAUUUCUGCAUUGCGCCGUUUAUUGUCUUUUAUGUGCGCGGUAUGGAUUUAGGGAGAGAUAAAUAUUUAUACUUAUUUGUGCACGUAGCAGGUACUCAAUGUUAUUGCACUGACUGUAAUGCAGAAAUAGUCAGAAUUUCAUCUAACGGUUAGAACACUAGCUGUGUAGCUAGCUCCGCCUGAGGCUUAUUUCAAAACGCGGAUUUGGUUUACAAUUUUAUUUUAGUUUAUUGAUCCAUAUAGUACAUUAAAUGUCACUGACGUUUGAACCAGUAAUUACUUUCUACACGUGUGUAGGAAAAGAUAAAGGUGUAAGGGCUAUUCAUUUAAAAUCAAUGUUCCAUGGAUUAUAAUUAUAUAAUCACAUCGAUUUCAAUGAACGUUAUGCAAAUUGUUAAUCAUGUUUAGAAAAUCUAACCUAAUUAAAAUUAAAAUGUAAAUAAAAGAAUGAAUAAAUAAUAACAGCUUGCAAAAAGCUGUAGUGGGCAGAUUUGGUUACCAUGGAGAUGACAGCUGAGAAGGAGGGAUUGUUUGUGGACCCAGACUUUACAGUGGAUGACUCCGCCCUUUUCUCGGACUACACCACGCCCCUUUCCAGGCUCACAGGGAAAGUCACCUGGCUCCGCCCACAGCAAAUCUGCAGGAGCCCAUGCCUCUUCCCUGAUGAUAUUACUGAGGCUCACCCAAAACAAGGAAUUCUGGGGGACUGCUGGCUGCUGUGUGCUUGUAACAUGCUCCUGAAGAGUCGCUAUCUGCUGGAUCAGGUGAUGCCCCCUGGACAGUGUCUGUGGGGGCAAAGAGGUUACACUGGGCAGUUUUGGUUCCAAUUUUGGAGGAAUGGUCACUGGACAGAGGUUCGGAUAGACGAUCGACUGCCCUGCAUCAACAACACCCCCUGUUUCUCUCACUGUAACUGCCCCGUGGCUUUCUGGGUAGCAUUGCUGGAGAAAGCAUAUGCAAAGCUCCAUGGUUCAUAUGAGCGUUUAUGGGCAGGACAGGUGUGUGAGGCACUUGUGGACCUGAGUGGAGGUGUUGCUGAACGCUGGAGUUUAAAAAAGUCUGUGAACACACCUGUAGGCCAGAGCUUGUUCCCAGAGCUCUCGGAGAAUAUAAGAAAGUGGAGUUACGUUAGUUGCUGUGUACACGAAGACCCAACAGGUGCCUCUGAGCAGGGUCAAUUCCACGCUCUAAGUGUAAUUGAAUGGAAAGAUGUGAAAACAACUGCUGGAGAACAAGUGCAGCUGCUCCGGAUACGCAAUCCAUGGGGCAGGAGGUGCUGGGAAGGAGCCUGGACUGAAGGGGGAGCAGGGUGGACUAUGCUGGACCCCGUGUGCUCUGCAGCUCUUUUGGGCAACACAAAGGAGGGGGAAUUCUGGGUAGAUAAGAGGGAAUUUCAGCAGAAAUUUGAUGACAUCACAGUAGGAUAUCCAAUCAGUGAGGAUCAUCAUCUUCAGAGCAUUUACACAGGGUCUCUCUUGACUCAUACCCAGCAGAUAGGCGGCUCCUGGAUCAAAGGUUUCUCAGCAGGUGGUUGCCGUAACAAUAGUAGCUACAGCAGCAAUCCUAAAUACUGGUUAAAGGUUCAGGAAGGAGGAGAGGUGCUUUUAUCACUUCUGCAGCAUGGCCCUUGGAGCUCAAUGCACAAUUUCCAGAAAGGGCAAUCAGUUGACAACACUCGUCAGCACCCGUACUAUCAGGCCAUUGCACUGCACAUAUGGAAGGUUGACAAAAAGCGCUUUAACUUGACACGGACACUGAACUCGACGCCCUGUGCAUCCUCACUCACACACACAUAUGAGCGUGAGGUGGUGGUACACGCACACUUAAGUGCAGGGUUCUACUUGCUGGUGCCCAGCACCUUCCUACAGGGGGCACAGGGGCAUUUUCUUCUUCGAGUGCAUGCUACAUGCUCCACUUUCCUCAGUGCAGUAAAAGUGAGUGUGCAGCAAGAGUGUGGAGGUGGAGAAUGGGAGUUGGAAAGUGUAAGCGGCUGCUGGACAGUUGGCUCUACAGCUGGAGGAAGUCGGAACUUCCCAUCACACGGGAAGAACCCUCAUGUUCCCCUCAUAGUCACUUAUGAUCCGGGGGGGACAAAUGUAAAAGUCACACUAUGCCAGCAUAGCCCAGAGAACACUCUUCAUGCCAUUGGCUUUCAUAUUUAUAAGGUUUCUGGUGAUGUGGAAUGCAUGGUGAUCUCAGGUAUGGUGUGCCCUGUGGUGAGUUGUGUUCCUCACGCUCACUCUCACGAAGUUAGUGUGCAGUGUAGACUGCCCCCUGCUGGCUAUGUCAUUUUGCCCUCUACAUACCAGCCAGACUGCGGCGCAGAGUACACACUCACCAUCGCACGGAAAAUACCAAGGAAGGCAAUAAGCUGUCAGGAGCAUUUGGGCCAGGCAGUUCAGGAGACUUCUCAUGUCUCUGUGAUGGGGCUGUAGAGUUUUGGAGAGGGGGGAUGCUCUCGCAGUCUCCAGCUUUCUGCUGACGUGGGUCAUUUGAUACUGGCUAUAGAUGAAAGCCGAUGAGUUUACACCACGUUUAGCACAUCUUGUCUACUGAGCCAACUCUAAUGAAAGCCGAUGGCACUCUGCCCUGCCAUCUUUUAGGAGCUAUUGAAGCUGCCGCCCACGCCAUGGUCUCUCUUUUGGUUUUUACAAGCACUGUGCUGCCAUACAAUGAUCAGCUAGAAAGCAAAGUGUCCCAUCAUCAAAGACAAAGAGAUCACUCAGGGAGAGAGUUACCGGCUGACCCAUACAGAGCUGGUGUGCCUGCCAAAAGCUAAACCAGGUUUGAGAGAGAAAGAGUGAUGAACAAGUCUGUUCUCAUUCCUUCUGCAGAGGCAAAUGGCUGUUUUUGCACAGCACAUUUUUAUAUCCCAAGUAGGUCACAUACAAUGUUUUACUUUAUUUAUUUUACUCUGGUACGAACCCAAUACAAGUGUCUACUUCCCUUUGCUCUGCUUGUAUAUUGUAUGUUUUUAUGUUUACAAUUGAACAAGUAAACUGGUGCACAGAAAACACGUGUUUAAAAGUGCCAUACUAUACUCCGUUUCUAAGAAGGUUACAUAGAUCUCAGGUGACUCAAAACAUGGAUGCUAAUGAUCAUGCUGAAAUAACACUCAGAUUAUUCAUUCUGCUGUGCCUAGAAGUCACUCUGUUACUUUCUUGUUUCAAGCUUUUUUUUUUUAUUUUCUGAAGCUUUAACAUGCAAAGGAGCUACUGUUGCCCUGAUGUCACUUUGAGAAAAUAAAAUUUUCCCGCCAAUCAGAACACAUGAAACUAAACUUUCCUAGCAUGCUAGCAUUGUUAUAUUAGAUUGAAUCCACAAUAAAUGCAGCAAAGUUGUAUGUCUGUUUUUGACAUGGAACCGUUCUUUAUACAGGACUCAUGUCUUUAUCAUACUUUGUGUAUGAAAAUGAGCAAUCUCACAGACUACUAGCCAUCCGUAUCAGAAAGACACACACACGGUAGCUAGCACUGUAAUCAUUAGCUAUCUAACUUGCUAAUAUGGCUAACCUAAAUUUCUUUAGCACUUAAGAAGCACAUUGUCUGGGAGAUUUAGCUCCAUAUCAGUUGUAAUUGAACUUCUAUACUGCUAAAUAGCAGUACACUCAGGAUGUCAUUGUGACACUCAGUAACAUUCAGGAUGUCAUUGUGAAGUGACACUUCUACAUCCACAUGCAAUAGAUCUGUUUACUCCUUAAAUCACAUAUUUUGUUUCCAAACAAUUUUUAGAGUUAUUACUCCGAUAGCAGAUAACUUCAAUUCAGAUCCGCUUGGCAUCCCACAUCACAUCCGCCAAUAACGGGUCUGAGUUUUCUGCUCUUUUAGAAGCACUAUCCAACUUAAUACUAAAGUGAAAAUGGCUUAAAAAUGCACACAAAUUCUCUUAUACAUUAUGACUAUUCUUCUAAAUUAGUAGCUCAAGGAUUUAUUUUGCUUUACCAUCCAAUACAAGAUACUAUUGUGACCAAGUUCAUGUGUCAACAGGCAGACCUGGUAAAAAAAAAAAAAAGUGGUAAAAUAACUUAGAGUAAAACAUUUCAGGGCAUAAAAAACUUCAGGCCUAUAUGAGUAAGAAGAUUUUGAACCAUUUACAUGUAGGCAUUUGGCUGACUCUCUUAUUCAGUGCUUUAAAGUUAGUCAUCGGAUAGAUCCUUACAUUGGGUUACUAGGCUACUAACCAGAAGUAUCAUCAGUCAAUAUACAAUAAUUUUAGCAUAAAUCUCUGUCAUUCUUGAGAACUGGGAUAAAACAUGUUUAGCACAUAAUGUGUUUUUCUUUAAAAAACUGAAAUAGUUUAUAUUUUGAUUAUGAAAAUUUUUAAGCUAAAUUACUAGCUGAAACAAUUUAGCAUGACAAUUCUUUUUCCAGUCCUACUUAAAAUGAUGUUUAUUUUAUAUUUUAAGUGUCCCAACCA